UUGACAAACCAUGUCAAAAAUAACAUCGCACUAGCGUGCGCAGCAUCAUUUUCUUUCUUCUUUCCUUCUCUUUCUCGCCGGAGAAUCAAGAAAAGUGCACCCUUAUCAGCGACCUAGCCUCGUAUUCCGCAGUUGUUGUACAUGGAGGUGGAGAAGAGAAAGCGGUUUGAUGAAGAAGCAGUUGAUGGGAAAAAGGUGAAGGGUUCGAGGAAGGAAGCUGACGGAGGAGAGAAGGCGGCAGCGGCUGCAGUGGGGUUGAAGAUGGAAGAGACUGACGGUGGCGACGAUGAUGGAGAGGUGGAGGAGUUCUAUGCUAUAUUAAGGAGAAUCCAGGUGGCAGUUAAGUAUUUCCAGAAAAGUAACGGCGGGAGCAAGAAGAACUCGACGGCGGCUGUCCCCUGGAGUCCUAACUUUGAACGGGAAGAUUUUGAGGUGGUUAACGGGGUUAAAAGUCAAGAAAGAGUGGAAGACAAUGUGGGCUUGGAUCUUAAUGCCGACCCUGACCCUGAUAAUGUGUCGGUCACAAAGAAUCAUAGACUUGUGGCAUGUAGUAUCUGUCACAUGUCAGAUCCAGUGUCAGAGGUGGGCGCGAGUCACGUGCCCACGAGAACGAUUGGGUUGGGUUGA
Molecule: messenger RNA, 627 nt
Organism: Coffea arabica (coffee)
Lineage: Eukaryota; Viridiplantae; Streptophyta; Magnoliopsida; Gentianales; Rubiaceae
Source: RefSeq, a predicted model, not a curated record